Striga hermonthica is the source of this 1440-nucleotide messenger RNA. The record is from the annotation of a GenBank genome assembly. NCBI's taxonomy places the organism in Eukaryota, Viridiplantae, Streptophyta, Magnoliopsida, Lamiales, Orobanchaceae.
AUGCUGAGAAGGGUGCUCCUUCAAGCCUCCACCCGCCGCCACCUGCCUUUUUCAUCCCCACUAUACCUCGGACCUCGGCAGCGACGCUUUUUCUCUGCUUCCUCGUCUUCCGGAUCUCCGAACGAGCAUUCUGUCGAACACUUGGAGGACUCACCUCAGUCUCCGCCCUCUGCGUCGAUCUCCGUCGACCGCUCCGCCUUAUACCAUCCACCCGAACAUUCUCACGAACCGUCUUCUGAAUCUGAGCUUGUCAAGCACCUUAAGAACUUAAUCAAGUUCCGAGGGGGUCCCAUUACAAUUGCGGAGUACAUGGAGGAAGUGUUAACGAAUCCGAAAACAGGUUUCUAUAUCAAUCGGGAUGUGUUUGGAGCCGGAGGUGAUUUCAUUACAUCACCGGAAGUGAGCCAGAUGUUUGGAGAGAUGGUGGGUAUUUGGGCAAUGUGCCUGUGGGAGCAAAUGGGACAGCCGGAAAGAGUUAAUUUGGUUGAGCUUGGACCAGGCAGAGGAACUCUUUUGGCCGACCUUCUGCGUGGUGCUUCAAAGUUCAAGAGUUUCACACAAUCUUUGCAAAUACACAUGGUUGAAUGUAGCCCGGUACUGCGGGAACUUCAGUACCAAAACUUGAAGUGCACGACUGAAGAUGGCGCGGAUGGGAAUUCAGAGGGAAGAUGUGUUAGCUCUAUAGUUGGGGCACCUGUGUCAUGGCAUGCAGUUCUCGAACAGGUUCCAACAGGAUUGCCUACAGUAGUCAUUGCCCAUGAGUUCUACGAUGCUUUGCCAGUGCACCAAUUUCAGAAAGCUUCUCGUGGGUGGUGUGAGAAGAUGAUUGAUGUUGCUGAGGACUCAACGUUUCGUUUAGUUUUAUCUCCGCAGCACACGCCCGCGACUCUUUAUCUCAUGCAGCGCUGCAAAUGGGCUGAGACUGAAGAAAUUGCUAGAGUUAAUCAGAUCGAGGUUUGCCCUAAGGCAAUGGAUUUAACUCAAGAAAUCGCCAAUAGAAUAGGCACAGAUGGUGGUGGGGCUCUCAUAAUUGAUUAUGGCCUCAAUGGAAUAGUAUCAGACAGUUUACAGGCAAUUCGAAAGCAUAAGUUUGUCGACAUACUUGAUGAUCCCGGUUCUGCUGAUCUCAGUGCGUAUGUUGAUUUUGCUGCAAUUAGGCAUGCUGCUGAAGAAAUUUCAGAUGUAUCUGUACAUGGUCCAAUGACCCAAUCUCAGUUUCUUGGCUCCCUUGGAAUCAACUUCCGGGUUGAAGCACUUUUACAAAAUUGUACUGAAGAACAGGCUGAGUGUUUAAAAACGGGAUACUGGCGUCUGGUGGGUGACGGGGAAGCCCCGUUUUGGGAGGGUCCCGAUGAUCAGUCUCCAAUUGGGAUGGGCAACAGAUACUUGGCCAUGACCAUCGUGAACAAGAACCAAGGUGUUCCAGUCCCUUUUCAGUAG